UGGAGGUCCUCGCCCUAGCUAGUCGAUGCCAACACUUUCGCGAAGCGCGUCGAAUUUCGGGGCCGGCGUCCCGGAAUAAGAUCAUCGCAGCUAGGUCUGGAGCGAUCUCCAGCAUUUCUUCUCUUUUGUUGCAGAGAUUUUGAGGUGAAUCCUAUGGCUUCUUGGAGGCGAUCGCUCAGCGCUGGCCUGGGAAAUGCAGGCUCUGGAAUGGCCGUGAGUGGCGAGUGCAAGAACAAAUUCCUGGAGCUUCAGAGGAAGAAGGCGUACCGCUACCUCAUCUUCAAGAUCGACGACGCCACCAACGAGGUCGUGGUGGAGAAGACGGGCGCUCCUGCCGAGAGCUACGAUGAUUUCGCAGCGUGCUUGCCAGAGAGCGAUUGCCGGUAUGCCGUCUUCGAUUUCGAUUUCGUGACAGAGGAUUUGUGCCAAAAGAGCAAGAUUUUUUUCAUUGCAUGGUCCCCAGAUCUUUCCAGAGUGAAGAACAAGAUGAUCUACGCGAGCUCCAAGGACAGGAUCCGGCGAGAACUCGAUGGAAUCCACUAUGAAGUUCAAGCAACCGAUCCAACCGAAAUGGACAUAGAAGUCAUUAGAGAUAGAGCCAAUUAAUUAAACACAAAUCCAAUCUAUCCACUCAA
This is a messenger RNA of Selaginella moellendorffii, 635 nucleotides long. RefSeq names its product actin-depolymerizing factor. Gene Ontology annotation, cellular component: actin cytoskeleton; cytoplasm. NCBI's taxonomy places the organism in Eukaryota, Viridiplantae, Streptophyta, Lycopodiopsida, Selaginellales, Selaginellaceae. Gene Ontology annotation, biological process: actin filament depolymerization. Bases 154 to 606 code for a protein of 150 amino acids. The transcript has 3 exons. The record is from RefSeq and is a predicted model, not a curated record. Gene Ontology annotation, molecular function: actin filament binding.